Molecule: messenger RNA, 808 nt
Organism: Paramecium sonneborni
Lineage: Eukaryota; Ciliophora; Oligohymenophorea; Peniculida; Parameciidae
Source: the annotation of a GenBank genome assembly
AUGUAUGCAAAAAGUAUUGAAUUUCAAAAAAUCAAGGAUAAAAAUUUUUGUNAAUCUCGAUUUAAAGGAAAGAUGACAGUGAUGAACAAAGAUGGAGUUAUUGGAAUGGUAAAUAAGCCUUCUUUGCCUAUUGUUAAGAACAAUCAAUAUAUUUAAGAAAAUGAAGACUUAUCUCCCAUAAAAAAACAGACUAAUUUAUAUACUGAAGGAAUCAGAGAAACUAAAUCUCAUGUUUUUACUAAUAUUUAGAUUUCUCCAAAAUAAAGAAAUUGCACUAAAUAUUCCUAGAAAUUUUGUAAUACAGGAAACUAAGUUAUAAAAUCAACCCAAAAUGCAACUGAGCAAAAAUCCUACAUAGAUGAUAGAUAUAAAUAAUUAAAAAAUAUACCAUUAAGAAUAUAACCAGAUUUUAAUCAAAUAGACAUGGAUGAGUAUGAAAUAGUUGCCAUUCCUAAAACUAUGUUGGGAUAAUUAAAUUAAUAAAUGAGUGUAGAUAGAUAUGCUCUGACUCAUAGUUUUGUACCAGACAAAAAAUAAUUCUUUGAGUAUCAUUUAUUGACUUUUUAGAUUUUAAUAGUACUCACCAUCAUCAGUUAAUACUCAAUAUACUUAAAAUAAUUUAACUCCUCUUUUGAAGAAACAAUACACUAUUGAUUCAAUGGAUAUGCAGCAAAAAUCAACACUUAAUAAACAGAUAAAUGAGAAAUUCGAGAAAAAUAAUAAAAUCAUUUAACAAGCUGGAAUUGGAACGCUUGGAUACAAGUAAUCUAAUAUAUCUUAUCUUACUAGUUCCUAUACCAAAAGAUGA